Messenger RNA from Suillus subaureus, 1638 nucleotides. Its product is annotated as ClpP/crotonase-like domain-containing protein. Gene Ontology annotation, biological process: L-valine catabolic process. Bases 140 to 1525 code for a protein of 461 amino acids. NCBI's taxonomy places the organism in Eukaryota, Fungi, Basidiomycota, Agaricomycetes, Boletales, Suillaceae. Gene Ontology annotation, molecular function: 3-hydroxyisobutyryl-CoA hydrolase activity. The record is from RefSeq and is a predicted model, not a curated record. The transcript has 9 exons. Gene Ontology annotation, cellular component: mitochondrion.
UUCCGAGUCAAGUUGAAUCUUCGGCUACACGGUACUCCGAAAAUCCCAGAAAAGUUGCAGGUCGCAGGCUUUCCAAGGGCUUCCUUGAGUUGAACGUUUGGUUCUGACUCUUGCCAGGACGAGUGCAGUUGCUGCUCACAUGUCUACCAGCACUCAGGCAACACCACUAGAGCAACCGGUGCUCUUUGAGUCGAAUGGGGCGACGCGCACUUAUGUCUUGAACCGAGCAAGCAAACUGAACGCUCUCAAUGGUGACAUGCUCAAGUUAAUGAGACCUCAACUGGAGCAAUGGUCAAAGUCCGACCUAUGCAAGAUUAUCGUCGGGACAGGCAUCGGCCGUGCAUUUUGUGCAGGCGGUGAUGUUGCAACUGUACUACAGCAUUCACUGCAUGAUGAUACUCGUUCAAAGGCUAUAGAAUUCUUCAAAGACGAAUUUGAAAUGGACUAUAUCUUGUCUGCAUUACCAAAGCCAUACGUAACCAUCCUGGAUGGUAUCACAAUGGGCGGAGGAGUCGGACUUGCCAUUAGCGCACCUUUUCGUGUUGCAACGGAGAAAUCAGUAUUUGCUAUGCCAGAAACCAAGAUAGGUUACUGCCCCGAUGUUGGAGCGAGCUUCUUCUUGUCCAGGAUCGACGGUGAAAUUGGCACAUAUCUCGCGCUCACCUCAGAAACUCUUGCUGGCAGGGAAGUCUUUGAACUAGGAUUUGCUACCCACUUCGUAUCAUCAAGAACAGUGCCCAACCUACUAGCUCGUUUAUCUGAUUUGGAGGACCCUACUUUUGCUAUGAUUGAUAGGACCAUCGAGGACCAUCACGCAAAACGCCUUCCGGAUGAACCGGUUGGAAAACUAACGGGUCGUAAGCGCCAGGCUCUUGAUAUGGCAUUCCGACACGACACAGUUGAGGAGAUUGUGGAAGAUCUCACCAAGUUGGCCUCAACUUCUGAUGACUCAGUCGCCAAGUGGGCCUCGGAAACACUGGAGAUCUUACAUAUGCGGAGUCCGACUAGUCUCAAAGUAGCACUGGAAGCAGUCCGACGCGGGAAGAAAAUGACGCUCCUCGAAGCCCUUCAAAUGGAAAUGGGCAUUGCCACAGCUUACUGUAGCGGUGCAAGUACAGAUUUCACUGCAGGAAUAACCGCGGUCCUAGUUGACAAAACAAAAGGUCGCCCUGCUUGGUCUCCUGAUCAGCUCAAUAGCGUCUCAGAUGUGAUAGUGAGACAAUUUUUUGAGAGAAAUUCUAGUUAUCUCAGCGCCGUACCUACAUUGACACCACCGGACUUCCUUUCGAAUGGCCAGCAAAAUCCGAUGAAAUUUGCUCUGCCAAGUGAAGAUGCCAUCUUGCAAAUCGUCAAGUCCAAGGCCAGAAAAGAUCCUAUCUCCCUCUCUGAUCUACUGGCACAUUUUGAUGGUCUUCACUCGGGCAAGCAAGGCGUCGCGGAGAAAGUGGUGGAGGUAGUGAAACGCAAUUGUGAUGUCAUUGGUAGUCAAGGUUCGGAGGUGGUUAAUUGCAAAGAGCAAUUGUAGUUUACUCCCGUAGUUGCUGCACAGUGUACCAUCCUCGAUAUCACAAUUUGCUUAUCUUGCUGUACGCGUGCAGUUGUUACCACGUCAUCCGCAACGCAGCGGACCGGAACUGC